UCCCAAUCGCUCCCACCCGUUGAAUUCCAAAAGGUGGUUCCCGCAAGUGUUUGCGGUUGCGGGUGUUUGCGGUUGGAAUUUAAAAAAAAAAAAAAAAAAAAAAAAAAAAAACCAACGAUAUUUUUUUUUCUAUCUUCUAUAUAUGUUUAACACCUUCUCAACCCUAAUCAAGCCGUAACCCUAGACUCUCAAACCUCCAAAUUAUGGCGUCAACCCAAGGUGAUGAAAAUCAAGAUGGAAACGUAAGUAUUGAUCAAUCUCUUUUAUCAUUCAUUAUAUGUUAUAUAUGUGUAACUCUUUCUAUUUUUUUCAUAGCAUCAUCUUUUUCAUUCUAUAUAUUGUUUUGAGUUUGGUGAUUGAAUAUAUGUCUCAACUUGUUUUCUCGAAUAGAAAAUUAGCUGGUCAGACGACAUGACUCGUUUGUUGUUAGAUUUGAUAACGCUAGAGAAACAAGCUGGAAAUUCUAUAGGCAACAGUUUAAGUGAGAAAGGAAAAGAAAACGUUCUUACAGAAUUUAAAAAGGAAUUUCCACUAACCUUAAACUGGAACAAAAUUAAGAAUAGACUUGAUACUUUAAAGAGGCAAUAUGAACUGUAUCGUAAAAUCACGUUUGGAGCAACUGGACUCGGAGUUAAUCCAAGGACAGGAAGUCUUGAUGCCCCUGAUCAUUGGUGGAAAGAUAAAAUUAAGGCUUAUCCUGAAGCUUCGAGACUCCGGUCGCACCCACUGCGGUUUAUACCGCUUCUUCAUGUGGUCUUCCGAGAUGAAACGGUUGUGGUGGAGGAGUCAUGGCAACCAAGACGUGGUGUAAAUCGUCAUGCUCCAUUAGUUGACGUAAGUGAGACUGAACGUACAAACGAAGAAGACGAGAGAGAAGAUAUGAUGCGUGAGAACGAACCUCAUCAUAUGGAAACAGAAGACCCAGAUUGGAUGUCACAAAUUCCGAGGGAAAACUCUGCAAAUCCAAAUUCCGAGGCGGAACCAUCAUUUGCAUCCAAAGAGACAUCUUCUACGCACACUCAGGAGAAAAGAAGUCGAAACCGAAAGCGUAAACAAAAUCCAGUAGACUCGACGCUCGACCGUAUUGCUACUACUAUGGAAGACCGAAAUGAUAUUCUAGAGCAAAUGACAAAUGCAAAGUCAAAAUCUCAGUCAACAAAUUCAACUGAAGAACAAAUGGCUCUUGUUGUGAAACAUGUGAGGGCAGUACCGGAUCUGGUUCCGAUGUCGGAGCUUUAUUGGGCAUCUCUUGAUCUUAUUGCAACAAAUGAUGUUGUGCGCGGUUUAUUUCUUGCUCUCCCAGAUGACGAGAAGCUACCUUUUCUAAAGAGACAAACCAAGGAGUCUCGUAAUGAUUUUGCUUGA
Molecule: messenger RNA, 1365 nt
Organism: Camelina sativa (false flax)
Lineage: Eukaryota; Viridiplantae; Streptophyta; Magnoliopsida; Brassicales; Brassicaceae
Source: RefSeq, a predicted model, not a curated record